Messenger RNA from Trichechus manatus latirostris (Florida manatee), 6241 nucleotides. It is a transcript of the gene CREM, whose product is annotated as cAMP responsive element modulator. Bases 907 to 1980 code for a protein of 357 amino acids. Gene Ontology annotation, cellular component: nucleus; ATF4-CREB1 transcription factor complex. The record is from RefSeq and is a predicted model, not a curated record. Gene Ontology annotation, biological process: regulation of transcription by RNA polymerase II. Gene Ontology annotation, molecular function: DNA-binding transcription factor activity, RNA polymerase II-specific; protein binding; RNA polymerase II cis-regulatory region sequence-specific DNA binding. The transcript is spliced from 11 exons. NCBI's taxonomy places the organism in Eukaryota, Metazoa, Chordata, Mammalia, Sirenia, Trichechidae.
GGUAGGGUGGGGGGGUCUGUUAGUACCCAAUAUUAACUGCAAUGCUCUUAAUAUUUUUCAUCUAAUCACAUCCAAGUUAGAUGGAAAAAUUUUUUUUUAUGACAAAAUUCAAGGUUAGAUUGAGAACAGUUUAUUUUAAGAAUGUAUUUCUUCUGAUAAGGGUUCUUAACUUUUUUUGUGCAGUGGAUCCCUUUGGCUGCCUGGUGAAGCCUAUAGACCCUUUAUCAGAAAAAUGUUUUCAGAAUGCAUAAAAACAUACAUAAAAUUAGAAAAGAAACAGCUGUAUUGAAAUACAGUUAUCAAAAUAUAAAAGAGGGCAAACUUGUGAUUCACGAUUAUGAAUUUAAUGCAUUAAAUUAAAAAAAAUCUAGUGAUGGGUCUAAUAACCACCAAAAUUUCCAAGUACUGAUGUAUAUAAAUGAUAUUUUAAGGCCGCUGUAACUCCUGUAAUGUGACGUGAAAAUACCUAGAUGUCUGUUGGUGACAAAGUCUCAGGAGCUACUAAUGCUAUUGUGGUGUGUUGCCUGCAUUCAAAACUGAAAGCUUUACAAUGUAAGUUUUAUAUUCUUUAUCUUUCAGGUCUUACUUGUUCUUGCUACUUAAAUUAUAGUUGACCUAUGAAGAUUUCCUGCUUUCCCAAAGAACUGAAAUCUUGCUUCAUCCCAGAGCCAAAGAAACAGAUUGUGGCCUGUGUUCUCUUUCUCUUCCUGCUUCCCUAACCUCUAACUUCAUUUAGAGCUUGAAGACUGACUGGGAUGGUAUGACAUUUUAGAGGAUGACCACUUAGAACGGAACCCUGAAAGCAGUACAUGUGUGGCUGACCACCGCCAUUGCUGGCAUAGACGCCUAGAAGGAUAAAGAAGAAAACGGGGAAGGAGGAAAGCACUGAAUACAAAUGUCUUAAUAAUGAGCAAAUGUGGCAGGAAAAAAUGUAUUAAGACAAAUCUAAGACAAAUGACCAUGGAAACAAUUGAAUCCCAGCAGGAUGGAAGUGUAACAGCUUCUGUGGCAGAGAACGAAUCUGCUCAUAUGCAGACUCAGACUGGUCCAAAUUCAAUUCCUACUUUAGCUCAGGUUUCUGUAGCUGGAUCAGGCACCGGAAGAGGCUCCCCAGCUGUAACUGUAGUGCAGUUACCUUCGGGCCAAACUGUACAUGUAAUUCAGACACCACAGCCAUCGGUUAUUCAGUCACCACAAAUACAAUCUGUUCAGGUAACAACAAUUACAGAGACAGAUGAGUCUGCAGAAUCAGAAGGUAUAAUUGAUUGUCAUAAACGUAGAGAAAUCCUUUCACGAAGACCCUCUUAUAGAAAAAUACUGAAUGAACUUUCCUCUGAUGUGUCUGGUGUUCCCAAGAUUGAAGAAGAAAAAUCAGAGGAAGAAGGAACCCCACCUAACAUUGCUACCAUGGCAGUACCAACUAGCAUAUAUCAGACUAGCACGGGGCAAUACAUUGCUAUAGCACAAGGUGGAACAAUCCAGAUUUCUAACCCAGGAUCUGAUGGUGUUCAGGGACUACAGGCAUUAACAAUGACAAAUUCAGGAGCUCCUCCACCAGGUGCUACAAUUGUACAGUAUGCAGCACAAUCAGCUGAUGGCACACAGCAGUUCUUUGUCCCAGGCAGCCAGGUUGUUGUUCAAGAUGAGGAAACUGAACUUGCCCCAAGUCACAUGGCUGCCACCACUGGUGACAUGCCAGCUUACCAGAUCCGAGCUCCUACUACCGCUUUGCCACAGGGAGUAGUGAUGGCUGCCUCACCAGGAAGUUUGCACAAUCCCCAGCAGCUAGCAGAAGAGGCAACACGCAAACGAGAGCUGAGGCUAAUGAAAAACAGGGAAGCUGCGAAAGAAUGUCGACGUCGAAAGAAAGAAUAUGUAAAAUGUCUGGAGAGUCGCGUUGCAGUGCUGGAAGUUCAGAACAAGAAGCUUAUAGAGGAACUUGAAACCUUGAAAGACAUUUGCUCUCCCAAAACAGAUUAGUAGAAAUAUUUAACUAUGAACUGAUUACAAAUGUACAGUUGCUUUUGAAGGCAAUACAAUAUAUAGCCGACAAGAAUUAUGGCUUUUUUCCUUUGUAUCAUUCAUCUUGUUCUCUAAUCUCUAACAUUCCUAAAAUGCUUCACUGUACUUAGUUCACUCUUAGCUGUAACUUCAAUUUUUUUAAAAGAGACAAACUGUAAAAAAAAAAAAAAAAAGUAUGUAACAAAUUCUUAAAAUGCACUAUUUGUAAGACUUGUUCCAAUGCCACAUAUUUGCAGUUCCCAAUCUCUGUGUCAUGAAUAGUGUCCUAUGCAAUAAAACUUUUUGCAGGUCUUUAAAAAUCAUUUUAGGGAAGGAUAAUCAAAGAUAAUGCAUCCAGCAGUACAAUAAAAGUAAACCACAAAAAAAAAAAAAAAAAAAAAAAACCCUCAGGAAAGAAAAGAAAGUAUAUCCAAUGACAUACCUAUAUAAGAAUAAUAUCCUGUAAACAAAUUUAUGGCAUUUGCAGAUUUUUAUAUUGGUCGCUUUGUAAAGAAAAUAUUGUAUUGCUGUCCUCGAAUGCCAUAGUUGAAGAGAAUUUUUAAUAGAACCAUGUUGGUUGCACUUUGUAGUGUUUGGUGCUCAUUUAAAUAUCUGAACAUUUACUCAGUUUUUACUCUAUUGUGUAAUAUAAAAGGUCUUGCAGAAGUUCUUAGUGUUGGUUUGAUAUUCCCUAAUGAAACUUUAACUUUUUAAUAUCUGGAAUGAGUCCAAAGCUUAUUAGAAUUGUAUUUACAUACCUUUGGGGGUAAGAGCCAAUUCCCAUACUGGGUCACAAUCUUGCCCAAUGCUGUUUCUGCUGCCACUGUGUCAAGAGCUUGUCACGUGGAAGAGAACUGUGAUUAGGAGAGACGCAGCUGUGUGUUAAGGAUGAGGUCUUUCUACAGAUGGUCUGGAGGUGUCCUGCUGAUGGUCCUCUGUUUUGAGAUUUAGCUACCAACCAUAGGAGUUUUAAAGUAAAAACAACAACCACCCAAGAUUUCACUUUUCAUUUCCAAACAGCUUGAAGUCCAUAUUAGACUGAAUGUUCCUGUGUCAGUACAUUCAGAGAAGUUCAUUACACCAGACAGAGGCAUUACUCCUGGUAUCCACGUUGCAUCCUAUUUUGAUCAUAAUAACUUCAAGGUGUAAGCCCAAAGCCCUGACCAUAUAAUGCUAUGCUAUUCCUUACUCACUCAUGAAACCUUUAUUGAAUGCCUACUGUGUGCUAGACUCUGCUAUAUUUUCUACCAUAGAUAGCGAUUUGUUAAGGAUGUCCGCCUACCCUACCAAUCUCAAGAGUGGAACUAGUUAACGUCUUAUAACCCAUUGCCGUUGAGUCAAUGCCAAUUCAAAUGUGACCCUGUAGGUUGGAGUAGUACUGUCCUAUAGGGUUUCCAAGGCUGUAAGCUUCACGGAAGCAGACUGCCACAUCUUUCUUCUGCAAAGCCGCUGGUAGGUUCAAACCCCCAACCUUUUGUUUAGCAGCUGAGCGCUUAACCACUGCACCACCAGGGCUUCUUAACAUGUUAUAAGGAGGUAUAAAGACAGGAGCCAUUUGUAUUGCAUCCAACUACUGCUCCCCGUAUUGUUAUAGUUCUUUCACUGAUCUAUUACGCUCGGAAGGUAGGGCAUUCCACUUUUGCCUUCUUUAGAAAUACUUAUUCAGAGUCUGAGCUCUGAAUUUCUUUUAUCUUUUUGUCUUUUCAUCUACAGAGAAUAAGAUGAGGAAAGAAGACAGGGGCGAACAAGAGGAAAGGAAAAGCCCAAGUUUCUGAUGAAGGAAAACAGCACUUUGCACACAUUCAUUCACUUGUUCAUUCAGUCACUGUAAAUUAAGUGCCUACUGUGUGCUCACAGCAGUAGUCACUGACAGAGAGAUACAAAAAUCGGCAGAACAAGAUGGAAAAAUUGGAGGCAGUAAAUACUAUAUGCUAGUGCUAGAAAAGGAUGUAGGCAGGGAUUAAUAUAAGAAACUGUUCUUGUAGGAGGUGGACUUUGACUUGGGCCUUGAAGUGAUUGAUUGUGCUGGGGAGGAUGGUAUUCCAGACAGAUUAUAGAACAUGCUCCAAAGAAGCAUGAAUUUGUGGGGGAGGAAAAGUUUGUACUCACAUAAGAGUUGGUUUAGUUUUUAAAUUGCGUGUAUACUAUAUAAAACAGGUUAUAUUAUUUCAGCGUAAGGGGAUUUCAUCAGAUUACUUGGGGCCACAAGUAACAGAAAUCUCUCUGCCCCCAAUGCAUUAAAUGAUAAGGACAUCUUACAAAACAAGUCCAGAGGUGGGAAGUCCCAGGGUUGUUUAAUUUAGUGACUUAACAAUGUCACCAUGAUCGGAUUCUUCCUAUCCAGUCUGCUCUCCAUUUAGGUUGAUUCCCCCUACUCCUAAUAUUUCUGCCACAGUUCCAGGCACCAGAGAUGCAAAAGGAACACUACUUUCUUUUGUGCUGUUUUAAGAGCAAGGAAAGUUUGCACAAAAGCCUGUCAGCAGUAGAUUCUCUCUCAUGUCUCCCUAGCCAGAUUUUCAUCAUUAUCCUAUUCCUUAACCAAUCACUGGCAAGGAGAAUGCAAUUAAAAGCUUUGGGUCACUAAUGAAGAUUCAAUCCCAGGGCUCUAAGCUUCUGUGAAACACAUGGCUGCUCAGUGUUGAAUAAAAUUGGGUCCUUUUAGCAAGGAAGAAUGUUGUGUAGGCAACUGGCAAUGUCUGCCAUCAGGAUGAAGAGCAAGCAUGUAGACUCUCCAGGGAGUUAGGAACAGUUUGUGAAAGAGUUGAGCCAAGCCUUCAAAAGUGCACGAGUAACCAGUUGCCAUUGAGUCGAUUCUGAUUCAUGGUGACCCGAUGCGUGUCAGAGUAAAACUCUGCUACAUAGGGUUUUCAGUGGCUGAUUUUUCAAAUCAGAUUGCCAGGCCUAUCUUCUGAGGCACCUCUGGGUGGAUUCUAACCACCAACCUUUCCGUUAGCAGCUGAGCACAUUAACUGUUUGCACCACUCUGAGGCUCCCAAAGACGCACAGAAACUUAUUUUUGUUCAUCUAAUUUGUCCCUGGAACCUAAGCUUUUGCUACCAAAAUAGCAUGAUUUGAUAGUGCUCCAUUCAGUCUUUCAGCAGAUACGACCUGCAAGCCCUUACUGAACAGAGGAAAACAGUAAGUUGAAAGUUUUACAUGAACGUUGUACUUCCUCUACAUCAGUGUUGCAUAGAACCCAGAGCUGUCACUGCAUUUGUGUCUUUUUUAUGCUAAAAGUUUCAGGAUCUGGAUGGUUGGAUAUAGAAAUUACUGAUCCUAGAUCAUGGGAUUACACUACCUUGUCAUAUUUAACUAGGUGCUUCAUGAUGCUAAAUUAUAAAGAUGUAUUUAAGUGUAUCUGAGCAUGAUGCUUGCCUGUAACUGAUGACAUUUAAGCAUCAGCAUAUUUUGGGUGACCAGCAACUGUUUUAUAGGCUGAUGCCUCUUUCUUUGCUCAAGCACACUUUUUAGUUUUCUUCACAUACUCUUCUUAUGUUCAGUCCAUGUUGUUUCCUAUGUGCCUAAAGUACACCUUUUAAAAGUACAAUGAUGACCUGUUAAACCAACAUACUUUGCCCAGUCUGCAGCCCAAAAGGAAGUGUUUUGGAUCCGUGUGAGGCAAGCAGAGCUGUAGCCAGUUGACGGCUGUCGUUAGUUGCCGUUGAGUUGGCACCGACUCAGGUGACUAGCCAUGACAUGAUGACUUUGAUACUGUUUUCUCACCGAGCAUGUUUUUCAGAAACUUAAAUAUGCUUAAUCUGGUUUAAGGUCAUACUAUACUACAGACCUAUUCUGAGCUACUCAAGCAUGGUAUAUUUUAAUUUUUAUAGUAUGUAUGAAGCUCUUUUCUAUAUAAAUCUGUUUUCUCAUAUAUACAUUUUAUAUUUAUACAUUUUAGAAUUUUAAUGUAUGGUUAACACAAAGCAUUUUGAACACAUUGUUUGUUCCUUACAGAUCCCCUCUGCCAUGGUGUGCUGUAUGGUAGCUUAUUUAUCAUGAGAUUUAAGAUGUUUCUUUUCAGGGCAGUUCUCUUCACAAUGCCCAGCACUUACAUGUAAUUUCACGAGGGGUGGAAAAUAAUGAAUAAAAGGAGAAAUCUAACCCUGUGCUUUGGUAUACUAGACUGCACUUCCUCGAAUAAAAUGCAUUCCUUGUUAUUUCUAAGUCAAUCUUAAUUUUCAAAAGGAAGCAGUUUGGGGGAGUUUUUUUUCUUUAUUAAAAAUAAUUAAAAAAAAAAAAA